Tetrapisispora phaffii CBS 4417 is the source of this 1113-nucleotide messenger RNA. It is a transcript of the gene BRR1, whose product is annotated as Brr1p. Gene Ontology annotation, biological process: spliceosomal snRNP assembly. Gene Ontology annotation, cellular component: small nuclear ribonucleoprotein complex. Lineage: Eukaryota; Fungi; Ascomycota; Saccharomycetes; Saccharomycetales; Saccharomycetaceae. The transcript has a single exon. The coding region runs from base 1 to 1113 and encodes 370 amino acids. The record is from RefSeq and is a predicted model, not a curated record.
AUGAGUGAUAAGUCAAGUCAGAGAAUUGAUCCUGUAUUUGGACAAUCAAGAGCUUUUGCCUUAAACGAUCCUUUGGUGAAUCCAGAUAUAUUGAAGUACUUGGAAGGAGUGAAGGAAGAAGCGAUUAGAUCGACAUUUGAAACGUAUUCGGAGAAGAAACCUCGGAAUGAUGAAGUAAAACAUAUAGCAUCGAUGUAUGAUGAUGAUGGAGAUUCCUACAAUUCUGAAGUCAAAUAUGCUGGCACGGAGGUUUAUAAACAAGAACUACGAUUCCCUGAAAGACAUUCUUAUUUGACGAAAUACCCUGAAAGUUUAAUAAAAUUUCAGAGGAAUAUGCCAAAAUGGGUGAAGUGGUUUAAACGUUGUAAAAUAGAGCUGAGAGAUACUGGUUACGUGUUUGAAGGUUACGAUAACUCAACUAUGGAAUUGAUCUUGUAUCAUCUACAAGAAUAUUUGAAUAUUAAAAGAAAAAAAGGGUUUCCCUUACACUUGUUUAAUAUUUUGAAAGAUGUCACUAAUGAUGUUGAAGAAAAGGAUAAAAUGACAAUAGAUAGUGAAUGGUUAGAAACGAUAUUUAAUGUCCUUAAAUCGAGACGGUUGAAAGGAAUUGCGGAUGUAAUAGCUGUUAUUUCGGAAAUGCAUUCAUUCACUCCAAUGGGAUUUAAACAAUGGUAUGCUUAUAUAAUUAAAAAUGAGCCUUCGCAUUCAAUAUUUGUGAAUAUUAUAAAUAAUCGGAACAUGUGGAUCUUGUUACAGUAUAUGACUAAAACAUGGGUGAAAACUAUCAAUUUGAAUAAGAAGCCUACAGAAUCAAAGAGGUUAUCACAAUGGUUAAUAUAUAUGUUAUUGCAUUUACCUGAACAUUUAACGGCAGAGUACAUCAGUGAGUUAAGAUCUCUUGCUAAAAAGUGUCGCGAUAUCAUUCUAACGAAUAUAACAGAUACUAAUGAAGCCACUAAAGAAUCCAACGUUCUACCCUAUUAUACUCAAGAAUUAAUUGAUAUGGGUUUGGCAUUUGGCGAUGACGGCACACCAACUAUAAUAGAGCUGACUUUAUCUGUCGUUUCCGAAAUAUAUGGCCAAAGGGACCUAACGAACUGGGAAAAUAUGUAA